GUGCAGUAGCAACCGGCCGUGGUGCACGUACGCCCCAAGCGGAUUGUAUCGGUACUAAUUUGAGCGCGAAAAUGAAGUGCUUGAACUUUUGUGCGUUUAUUUAUUUAUGUUUAUGGACUGUGAAUGGAGCUGAGAUGCAAUUCAAGCAGGAGAUGAAGGCGAUGGCUGAGCAGAUCGAGAGCCUGAAGAACAUGCAUCAGUCUGAUAUCUCCCGGCUGAAAAAAGAAAUUGAAGAACUCAAGCAACACCAGACUCCCACCGACAACCACGAACAAAAUGAACAGGCCACCCUGCAAUGGGCGAAAGCCUCCAUGAAUGAGCUCCGAGUGGAGAUGCGUGAGCUUGGCGAAAGUGUCAACAGCUCUGCGCUUUUGAAGCACCUUCACGUUAUGCGGAAUGAGCUGAAGCAAGCUUUGACUGAGGCUUCCGACUUGGUGCAGCUCACCAAGACUCAGGAAACUAGGAUUGACAAGUUGGACAGCGAAGUUGGAAGACUUAAAUACGAAAAUCAGCAAAUGAGGGGAAUGAUCGCCCAGCUAAGGACUCAAGUCGGAAAGCUGUCUAAAGAGUUGAAAGCGAAGCAACUGGACGAAAUGAAUAUGGAUAACUACAAUGAAGUUCUAGAGCACGAGGGCAAGAGAGGUCACAAAAUACGCCACAACAAAAUGAUACAUACCCAGAUCUCUCGUCUGGCUCGCAGCCAAGACCAACUCGACGCGUACCAACAGAGCCUGCAGAACCAACUACUCGACGUUCAACGACGUCUCGAUCGUAUCGAGGAGCCCAACUGGAACCUAAUUACGGCCAAAAUUGAAUUCUUCGAUUUGGAAACUAAGUCACUGCGAGAACAAUUGAAGAAUGUAUCGCAGAAAAUAUCCGAUUUCGAUAAAGUCCACGCGUCCCUAUUGGAGUUGCGAGAGGACGUCGAGAGUAUUGAGAACAAGGUCGACAAGACGAUACCGGAGUUCAGGAAGGAGAUAUCAAAGUUGGAUAUUAGUUUUGCUCAGUUGCACGCUGCCACGUCGUACCUGCGGGAAAACCAGGAGAACUUGAAACAGAGCGUGAAAGCGAUCGCCGUGAGUGUCAGCAACGUCAUCGACCGCUCGGAGCUGGAGCGGCUGCAGAUGAACAAGCUCAACGACUCCAUCCUCGACCUCAAGGCGUCCGCCAAACAGCACUUCUACCGCCUCAAUGAUCACAUUCUGAAGAGCGAGGUUACACAUGUCGAUUCGAACUAUACGGAGAUCGUUUCCCUUCCCGAGCUGAUGGGUGAAGUGAAGGAGCUGCAACCCGUCGAACGUGAGUACGAGGACCUGGUUAAACAGCUUCCCAAAGACUGCUCCAACGUAACUGGCCCCCCUGGAUCCUACCUAAUCCACCCUGGCAACACUCCCGUAGACACCUGGUGCAGUAACGGUACCACUCUUCUCCAACGUCGCUACAACGGCACUGUUGAAUUCAACCGUAAAUUCGGCGAGUACGUCCAAGGUUUCGGCGAUGCGUCUUCUGAAUUCUGGCUCGGUCUGCAAUCCAUGCAUGAGAUCACCGCCGACAACUGCUCCGCUAUGCGCAUCGACAUGACCGACAUCUACGGCAGCGUGUGGUACGCCCAGUACGACCACUUCUCGGUCGGUAGCGCUGACACCGGUUACGUUCUGGAGGUGAGCGGCUUCAAUGGAAACGCCAGUGAUGCCUUCGAGUAUCAGAACCACAUGGAGUUCUCGGCCAUCGACCGCGACAGGGACAUCUCGAACACUCACUGCGCCGCUAACUAUGAGGGAGGCUGGUGGUUCUCGCAUUGCCAGCACGUGAACAUUAACGGCAAGUACACGCUCGGCCUGACCUGGUUCGACUCCGCAAGGAACGAAUGGAUCGCUGUCGCCACCAGCGAGAUGCGCAUUUUCCGCAAGCCGGGAUGCGUUUAAAUUCGAAAUAAAUCAACCGAUAUCUUAUUCCGCACAUACGUAACGCUUGUGCUGUAGUGUUAAAUGUUGUAUUAUGAUAAAUCAUACCAAAGAUAAGCUAGUAAGCGAGCUACUCUAUGUAUGUUCAUAAGUAAUUCUUGAAGAAAGCUCUUAGAUUUAUGACUGAAUUUUUUCGCCUUAUCUUGAUUAUUUUCUCGUGACUACCGUGUUAUUCCCGUAGUUACAGUAUUAGUAUUAUUAUUAUUUGUAAAUUGAUUUCUUUCUGUAAAAACUGUAUACUUUAGUCAAAUAAAUUAUGUUAUAUUUAUUAUUAAGUGAUUUAUUAUAUUUAAGAUUUAAGCAUUAAAUGCAUGUACUGACUAUAUCUACAUAUAUCUCUGUCGCUUCAAACCAGUGUAUCUUUUCUAUACAUUCCGUUAGUCAAGUGUGUACAUAUUUUGUUAUUAUAUGUUAAAUAUUAUUUUUAGUUAUCUAAAUUAAUAGCUCUUAAUGCAAUUCACCGAUUUUAUUAAAUAUUUUCCCGUUGUACUUAAUUACACAACGCUUCAUUACAUUUAUUAUUUUAAUGGAAUAUUUAGACUAGUAUGAUGUGUCAUAUUGUUAAUGUAUCUUCAAAUAUGGUAGUAGAGUUAUAAUUAAUACAUGUGACCUAUAACUUGCAUUCCGGGGAUAACAAAUAAUAAGUAUAUACCAAAUGUCACUGAAUUACAAUAAAAAAAGUGAACUCCGGUUUCGUCUCUUACUCGGCGCUUAGAAUUAAAAUAUAAAAUAUCUUGAUGUUAAAAUCUCGUAGAAAAGCUGUACCAAUGGAUUUAGCCAAAUAAAAGUAUCAAAAUA
Molecule: messenger RNA, 2762 nt
Organism: Zerene cesonia (dogface butterfly)
Lineage: Eukaryota; Metazoa; Arthropoda; Insecta; Lepidoptera; Pieridae
Gene: sca
Product: protein scabrous
Exons: 6
Coding region: 72-1925 (617 amino acids)
Source: RefSeq, a predicted model, not a curated record